AUGAGCCUUCCAUCCCGCGCGCUGCUAGCUCUAGUGGCCCUUUCUUCUCUGUCGCUAGCUAAGGAGGUUGGUUAUUUCGAGCCAUCCUCCUGCGCUGACCCCAAGAGCUUGACAAUCUGCUAUGAGAAGGUUGAUGCGAACUACUCGAACUGCGUAAACAACAAUUGCGCCGGAGGAGGUCAAGCGUGCUACAAUUCAUGUGGUGGAAGUACAUCCUGCAUGAACGAGAAAUGUCCUGGCCUGGGACUCGACUGCAUCAAAGCUUGUGAAUGUGAAAAGUCCGCCCUCCAGAUCGAUUGCGCAGGCCAGAGUUGUUGGAACCAGGUCUACUCUUGCGAGUACCAAAGUACAGUCAUAGACUUCCUCGGCGUCUGUCUUAAUCCUAACCGAGAUGGUUUACCAUAUUGGCCGACACCCGAUGAUGCCCCCGAUUCCUGUUCCUGCAACCUCGGCAAAGUCGAACUAAAAGAAUAUCUAAUCAACAAUCAACUCACCGAGUGCUCGAAUAACGCUACAAACCUCAAUCAAAUGACCGAUACUCAAGCUAUGAUUGAUUACGGCCAAGCGUGCAUGUGUUGUGGAUGGAGCGCUAUUAUCUCCGCUAUCUGGGAUACCUGCCCUGACACUAAACCCUCUCUACUGAGUGCAGAUGAAUGGUUUGCCGCCGUUCUCAAUCCCGGCAAAUGGGAAGAAUGCGGACCAUACCUCGAGGCGUAUGAUUGUGCCAACGACCUGGGCUUUGGGCGUGCCGAUGCCGGAGGGACUAACAACUUCCCCCGUCCCAACAGCAUGCCGACCAAUGGAACGAAAACCAUGUCUAACGUCGGCGGCACCGUCUCUACCCCAGUCAGUGGUGAUACCUUCACAUGGAUGUUUGGUUCGGCUACCAACGCGGUGAUUCAUACUGUUACUGUGUCCGCAGCAGAUGCUACUGCUACCGGUACGAAGGCCGGUAGUGGCGCGAGUGAUAUUACCGCAACGGGUAGUAGUGCAACUGGUACAGCAGAGAGUGACGCAAAGCCUGGGAUGGGAUCUUCUUUGAUCGUGCCCUCUUGGGCAAUCGCUGGAAGUGUUGGUGCCUUGAUACUCUCGGCACUGUAA
This is a messenger RNA of Penicillium griseofulvum, 1101 nucleotides long. RefSeq lists its product as uncharacterized. Bases 1 to 1101 code for a protein of 366 amino acids. The transcript has 3 exons. NCBI's taxonomy places the organism in Eukaryota, Fungi, Ascomycota, Eurotiomycetes, Eurotiales, Aspergillaceae. The record is from RefSeq and is a predicted model, not a curated record.